AUGCUCAGGCCUUGAUUGCUGGACCCACACUCUUCCCCACUUUCUUUUUCUUUUCCACCAGUGACCUGGAAGAGACUCGGGAUAUGUCUUGGCCCGCCUCGAAAACGCACACGACGCUGAGCUCGACUCUCCAUCUGAGAGACGACCACAAAGCACAGCGAUGGGAUUCAUCACGCUCACAGCUCUCCACGGCCAACGAUUCCCUCCUCGGCCGCCUCAGUAAAUCCGCACAGAAAGUAUGGCCGUCGUCCUCUGUUCUGCCCCUCACAGCGUCCACGCCCCGACGGGACAGCAAUUCUGAGAAAUCUCGGCCCUUACUUCGCUCGUCGACCAUCAGGAGCAGCAUCUCCACCCUGCCGGCCAGGACCUCGUUCACCAUGCCCUCACCCGAAACGAUGCGCUUCGUCUUCCUCUGUAGUCUCUGGUACACCUCUUCCGCAUUGUCCUCCAACACCGGGAAACAGAUACUCAAUCAGUUCAAGUACCCCGUCUCGCUUACGUUCGUCCAGUUCGGGUUCGUAGCCGGGUAUUGUUUGCUUUUCAUGUCACCUGUCGUGAGGUUCACGACGCUGAGGAGACCGACGAAGAGGAUUUUGACGGAUACGUUGCCGAUGGGGUUGUUCCAGGUUGGGGGACAUAUCUUUUCCAGUAUGGCGAUUUCGAGGAUUCCGGUCAGUACUGUGCAUACGAUUAAGGCAUUAUCUCCUUUGUUCACUGUGGCCGCUUACGCCCUCCUGUUCGGCGUGCGCUACACCCCAAGGACGUACAUGUCCCUACUCCCCCUUACCGCCGGCGUCAUGCUCGCCUGUACCUUUGACAUGACAGCAUCGAACACUACUGGCCUCCUCUGUGCCUUCGGCUCCGCCAUCGUCUUCGUCACCUCCAACAUCUUCUUCAAGAAGAUCAUGCCCACGACCAACAGCCACGCCGACUCGCACCACCAUCAAAAGCUCGAUAAACUAAACCUGCUUUUCUACUCCUCCUUCAUGGCAUUCCUCCUCAUGAUCCCCAUAUGGCUCUACACCGAUAUGUCAGCGCUUCUCGCCAUGUCCUCCGACCCCGACCAUGUCACGCACCCUUCGCACGCACACACGUCUACGCAUUCUGUAAUGUUCUAUUUUAUCGCCAACGGGACCGUCCACUUCGCACAGAACAUCAUCGCAUUCAUCAUCCUCGCAUCCGUCUCACCCGUCACGUACUCCAUCGCUUCGCUCAUCAAGCGCGUCGCAGUCAUUUGCAUGGCCUUCGUCUGGUUCGCACAGGACGUACAUCCCAUUCAAGGGCUCGGGAUCGCUUUAGCUGCCGUCGGACUGUGGAUGUAUAAUGAAGCGAAGGGAGAUGUGGAGAAGGGAGAGAAUAAGAGGAGGGGAGUCGAGGCGAGGAGGGAGGGGAUGUUGCCGAGUACGUGGGAAGAUGAGAAGAUGUUGGCGGCGGCGGAGCCGGAGUAUGCAACGAUUGGAGGGACAGGUGGACCGGGGAUUGGAGGGAUGAGGAUUGAGACGGAGGGGCUGCAGUUGGAUGGGAUGGGCGUCAGUUUGGCGUCCGGACGGACGAUGGCGUUAGCACAACCGACUUCUUCGUCCCCGUCUUCUGCGCAUCCGCCUGCGUUCUCGCCUAACGGAAACGGGACCGGACAUGGUGCGCGAACACGUAUGGAGACGAACGCACCGUUGCAUGAACCUCAGCCACAACAGACCUAUUACAAUGACCCGCCCCCGUUCAACCCUUCAAGUUCACACUCGCACGCGCACGGUCACAAUCACUCGAAUACGCACUCGCACUCGCAUCAUUGGCAUGCGCACCAUCCGGCCGCUGCGAACCUCCAUAUUACGGUCCCGCCACCGCCGAGCGUUGGGAGUCCGGUGGGGUUCGUGGGGUCGGCGGGUGUGGGUGCGAAGGGGACGUUGUCGCCUCAUGAUUCGUACCCCAGUCCACCGCCCUCGUUGGAUUCGCCGCCGAUGACUGCGAAGGGGCUGCAUAUUGCUUCAUAGUGGUUUGGACUCUAGACGGUCGUAGAUACUGUUACAGUAGAGUUAUACGGGAAAGGGAGAGGAGAAGGAGAGGACGAUGAUGCUACAUUACGCAUGCGCAUUGCGUUACUACUUAUAACUUAUUCGUUCGAACUGACUGAUGCGUUUCUGUCUUUACGCUUUCUUCUUAUUCUUUCUUAUUCCUUCUUUUUUUUCUUUUCUUCUUCUUUCUUGUUCCUUCGCUUCGUUCUUUUGCACCUCGUCAAUUCUUCAGCUUCAGCAGUCAGUCGCGUUAUCUUGUUUUUCCUGCAUAUUUCCCUUUCGGACGUCUCGGCCGAUGAUCAUGGUCUUCGCGCUAUGUUUCUCUGUUUCUCUCUCAUCAUGAUCGUAUGCUCUACGGUUUAUGGUGAGGGGGCGCUUGGACCUGACCUCGGCUUUCAUUUUCAUUUUCGCAUCACCGCAUUUCUUGUCGAACUCUUUUUUGAACUCGAACUUGUCGUACUUGACCAACCAACUUUGGAUUUCUCUCUUCCCCCAACUCUUCCUCUUCCCCUUCCUCAACUUACUUUUGAUUUACUCUUGACUUCCAAGCCGCUUCUCGCUUUUCAACCAGGACCUGAUCAGUGAUUUCAGUGACUCUGGCAUCUCUCUGCCAGUGUUUCGAUGUUGACUUCGUCACUUGAGUUAUCGCAAAUCACAUUUUCUGCCAGUGUCGAUGGACUUUCCCUUUUCUCAGGUUGAAAUAUAAAUAUACG
Stereum hirsutum FP-91666 SS1 is the source of this 2725-nucleotide messenger RNA. Its product is annotated as TPT-domain-containing protein. Lineage: Eukaryota; Fungi; Basidiomycota; Agaricomycetes; Russulales; Stereaceae. Gene Ontology annotation, molecular function: antiporter activity; phosphoenolpyruvate transmembrane transporter activity. Gene Ontology annotation, cellular component: endoplasmic reticulum; Golgi apparatus. Bases 84 to 1991 code for a protein of 635 amino acids. The record is from RefSeq and is a predicted model, not a curated record. The transcript has 2 exons. Gene Ontology annotation, biological process: phosphoenolpyruvate transmembrane import into Golgi lumen.